Messenger RNA from Apodemus sylvaticus (European woodmouse), 2036 nucleotides. It is a transcript of the gene Creld1, whose product is annotated as cysteine rich with EGF like domains 1. The coding region runs from base 540 to 1799 and encodes 419 amino acids. NCBI's taxonomy places the organism in Eukaryota, Metazoa, Chordata, Mammalia, Rodentia, Muridae. The transcript has 10 exons. Gene Ontology annotation, molecular function: calcium ion binding. The record is from RefSeq and is a predicted model, not a curated record.
UCGGCCCACAGCGCCCGGAGCGGGGGCGGGGACUUUUUUUUCUCCUCCUCUACGGUCUAGCAGGGUUUGGAUCCUCCCAGUCCUGUUCCAGGCCGUGCCUCUGUCUCCUAAAGAGGCUCUGAACUUGACCCCUUCUCUUCAUAUCCGGAUCCGGGCUCCUCCCCCAGGACCGCCCAUCCGCCUUUCUCUCGGAAUAUUUUGGGAUCUAACCCGCUCCCUCUAAUUCUGGCCCCUAAUAACUCACGGAGACCCUUAAACAAUGGGCUGACGCCUAUUCUUUUGCCAGCGAUCCCGGCCACCUCCCCCUACGGUAACGGAGAAAUAAUUUCUCUGCUGGAAUUGUAGAUUAGGCUCUUUUCCCCCUUCCAGCGCCUCUGCUUCCAGUACCCCAGUUUAUCCUCAUUUUGUAAUUACGUGGGUCUGGGGCUCUGAGCCCCAAGGCACUUCAGAACCGAGUCCUCGCUUUCCUCCUUACAGCCUGGCUUCUCCGUUGAACUCUCCCCCCGCCCUCUAUCUGCACGUCCCCAGCCUGGGAAAAGAUGGCCCCACAACCCCCAAGGGGCCUGGUCCCAUCUCUGCUCUGGUGCUUGAGCCUGUUUCUGAGCCUCCCAGGACCCGUCUGGCUCCAACCCUCUCCUCCCCAUUCUUCUCCCCGAGCUGAGCCCCAUCCUUGUCACACCUGCCGAGCACUGGUGGACAGCUUCAACAAGGGCCUGGAGAGAACUAUCCGUGACAACUUCGGUGGUGGAAACACCGCCUGGGAGGAAGAGAAGUUGUCCAAAUACAAAGACAGUGAGACCCGCCUGGUGGAGGUGCUGGAGGGCGUGUGCAGCAAGUCAGACUUCGAGUGCCACCGCCUGCUCGAGCUGAGUGAGGAACUGGUGGAGGCCUGGUGGUUUCACAGGCAGCGAGAAGCCCCGGACCUCUUCCAGUGGCUCUGUUCUGAUUCCCUGAAGCUCUGCUGCCCCUCUGGCACCUUUGGCCCCUCCUGCCUGCCAUGUCCUGGGGGCACAGAGAGGCCCUGCGGUGGCUACGGGCAGUGUGAAGGGGAAGGGACUCGAGGGGGCAGCGGGCACUGUGACUGCCAGCCCGGCUAUGGGGGCGAGGCCUGUGGCCAGUGUGGCCUUGGCUAUUUUGAGGCGGCGCGCAACAGCACCCAUCUGGUAUGUUCGGCGUGCUUUGGUCCUUGUGCCCGCUGCACAGGACCUGAGGAAUCCCACUGUCUGCAGUGCAAGAAAGGCUGGGCCCUGCAUCACCUCAAGUGUGUAGACAUCGACGAGUGUGGUACAGAGCAAGCCACCUGCGGGGCCGACCAGUUCUGUGUGAACACGGAAGGAUCCUACGAGUGCCGAGAUUGUGCAAAGGCCUGCCUGGGCUGUAUGGGAGCAGGGCCAGGGCGCUGCAAAAAAUGCAGCCGUGGCUACCAGCAGGUGGGCUCCAAGUGCCUAGACGUGGAUGAGUGUGAGACAGUGGUGUGUCCAGGAGAGAACGAGCAGUGUGAAAACACGGAGGGUAGCUACCGCUGUGUCUGUGCUGAAGGCUACAGACAGGAGGAUGGCGUCUGCGUGAAGGAGCAGGUCCCAGAGUCUGCAGGCUUCUUCGCGGAGAUGACGGAGGAUGAAAUGGUGGUCCUGCAGCAGAUGUUCUUUGGUGUGAUCAUCUGUGCACUGGCCACGCUUGCUGCUAAGGGUGACUUGGUGUUCACUGCCAUCUUCAUUGGAGCUGUGGCAGCCAUGACGGGGUACUGGCUGUCAGAGCGGAGUGACCGUGUGCUGGAGGGCUUCAUCAAGGGUAGAUAAUCCCUGCCACCACUUAACAGGAUUUCCUCCCACCCAGGCUGCCCCUAGAGGUUAUUUCUUUCUCCCGAUGGAUACCUGGGGCAGCAUGGUUUCUCUUUGAGACUGGGGUCAACACCCUUUAACCUGCCUUACUGAGCAGCCCAGGACCCCAGUGGUGAAACAGGGCCUGAAGCUGAUGCCACGAGAUCCUUGCCUAGGAGACUGGCAGGCCUCACCGUGUUAAUUCCAAGAGUCUCU